GUUAAGAGACUGAGACAGAAGAGAUAAUCACAUCUAGUGACAUGGAAGUUGACUCUGAAUCAGAGCAGCCAAGAACAUUUAAAAGAGUGCUCAACAAAGACACCAACCUAAGAACAGAGAAAAAAUUCAUUGUGUACUUCACCCAACUGUUUGAACUUUUUAAAUUUUGCCCAAUUUGCAAAUCAGAUGAUGUUCUUGUUGAGAUAUUGCAAAAUGGUUCAAUGGAAAAAGUGAAAGUUAGUUGUUCCAAUCAAAAAUGUGGAGCAGCCACAACAUGGAAUAGUCAACCAGUCAUGACUGGGACUUCCAUUCCUGCUGGAAAUUUGCUAUUGUCAUUUGCUAUUUUUACUGCUGGAACCUCUGCCACAAAGGUGAUCAGAGUUCUACAGCACGAAAUGACAUAAAAAUGAAAGGCCAUAAAAAUAUAAUGAACUGUCAAAAACCGAAAGUAACCAGUUUUUAGGACCUGGUGGUAUGAGCCCAGUUAGUUGGGAUUCAGUGAAGUGAGAAUUGACUGCAUG
Messenger RNA from Xenia sp. Carnegie-2017, 521 nucleotides. RefSeq lists its product as uncharacterized. The record is from RefSeq and is a predicted model, not a curated record. NCBI's taxonomy places the organism in Eukaryota, Metazoa, Cnidaria, Anthozoa, Malacalcyonacea, Xeniidae. Bases 42 to 404 code for a protein of 120 amino acids. The transcript has 2 exons.